CUUUUCGAAGAAGCGUUUUGGCAGGAAAAAGCGAAAAAGCAGCAGCAGCGGCCGCCAGCCAUCCAAACCACACCAACAGACUGAGACUGAGCCGAAAAUUGGCAGCAAAUAAACGCGCGCGAGUGUCAACACAACAGGCUCCGUUCCGCCAGAACCGGUUGCAGUCGCUAGAUUGGCCACAUUCGCGUCCGCCACCCACCCCCAGGAAGUAGUUGCAGCUGCUUCCCCCCGGACACCAAUCUACACGUGCCCUCUCCUGAAGCUAGCGCCCACUUUACACCCGGAACGAAAGUCGUCCUCGGAACUCGGCGGAAAUGUCCGGAAUCGCUAUAGCGCGUCUCGGCGAGGAGCGAAAAGCAUGGCGUAAAGAUCAUCCCUUUGGAUUUGUUGCUCGUCCAGUCAAGAACGCCGACGGAACUUUGAACCUUAUGACGUGGGAAUGCGCCAUUCCUGGAAAGAAGGGAACUCCGUGGGAGGGUGGCCUGUACAAGCUCCGGAUGAUCUUCAAGGACGACUACCCGACCAGCCCGCCCAAGUGCAAGUUCGAGCCGCCGCUGUUCCACCCGAACGUGUACCCGUCCGGGACGGUCUGUCUGUCGCUGCUGGACGAGGAGAAGGACUGGCGCCCGGCCAUCACCAUCAAGCAGAUCCUGCUCGGCAUCCAGGACCUGCUGAACGAGCCCAACAUCAAGGACCCGGCCCAGGCGGAGGCAUACACUAUCUACUGUCAAAACCGUCUCGAGUACGAGAAGCGCGUCCGAGCACAGGCCAGAGCCAUGGCAGCCACGGAAUAGAUUGACAACCAACCAACCAACAACUACUACAAUUAGCAGAGAGAUUGGAGACACUCGCAGUUUUGAUAGCCGCAACCAGCAGCGCAGCAGCAGCAGCAGUAACAAAAUCUAACUCACUAAAAUCGGACAGACUAUUAAUUACUGAUCGGGGUAGUGAAGAGGAAAAGGGGAAAGACAGACAGAACGAGAGAGGGAAACUUUAACUACGAGAUAGUGACAGGCAGAUUGCGGAGCAGAGAUAGCGAAGCGUUUGUCCUAAACAUAAGAAAAUACAACCAACAUUAAAUAUUAUAAUCUUUCCACUUUUCAAAAGAAAACAAAACAAAAAAACAAAGCAGAUAAAUUGAAUCAUGCAUAGUUGUAAGGCUACUUUUUUAAUUAUUUAGACUUGAGAGAAAAACAAAAUGAUAAGAGCAAAACGCAUGCUGUACGGAUAAAUUCAUUUCCAUACCUUAAAGCCUA
Culex pipiens pallens (northern house mosquito) is the source of this 1256-nucleotide messenger RNA. It is a transcript of the gene lwr, whose product is annotated as SUMO-conjugating enzyme UBC9-B. Gene Ontology annotation, molecular function: SUMO conjugating enzyme activity. The transcript has 5 exons. Gene Ontology annotation, cellular component: nucleus. Gene Ontology annotation, biological process: protein sumoylation. The record is from RefSeq and is a predicted model, not a curated record. Bases 315 to 794 code for a protein of 159 amino acids. Lineage: Eukaryota; Metazoa; Arthropoda; Insecta; Diptera; Culicidae.